UGCGAUGUGUGAGCUAUAACUGGACACACGGGUGGUCGCUCUUCCCCGCUGGCGACCCGUAGCAUGUGGCCCUUUGACCCGCCGAGGCGGGGUGAGAGGUCGGGUGGCCAUCUUGUGACAGCGGUGGCGGUUUGUUGUUGGUGAGGCCCCGCCGCGCCCCCUCCCCCUCCCCCCCGGGCGGAGCAGGCCCCGGGGCCGGGCCGGGCCGGGCGGCGCCAUGUCCUCCUUCUCGGAGUCGGCCCUGGAGAAGAAGCUCUCGGAGCUGAGCAACUCUCAGCAGAGCGUCCAGACCCUGUCGCUGUGGCUCAUCCACCACCGCAAGCACGCCGGGCCCAUCGUCUCCGUGUGGCACCGGGAGCUCCGCAAAGCAAAAUCAAGUAGGAAGCUUACAUUUCUAUAUUUGGCGAACGAUGUCAUCCAGAACAGUAAAAGGAAGGGUCCUGAAUUCACAAGAGAGUUUGAAUCUGUUCUUGUGGAUGCUUUUUCUCAUGUUGCCAGAGAGGCAGAUGAGGGCUGCAAAAAGCCCUUGGAGCGAUUGCUUAACAUCUGGCAAGAAAGGAGCGUGUAUGGCGGCGAGUUCAUACAACAGCUGAAACUUUCUAUGGAGGACACCAGUAGCCCUCCACCAAAAGUUACAGAGGAGAAAAAGUCCUUGAAGCGGACAUUUCAGCAGAUACAAGAGGAAGAAGAUGAGGAUUACCCUGGGAGCUACUCACCCCAGGACCCCAGCACUGGGCCAUUACUGCUUACAAGGAAGUAUGUAUGUCAAGCAGACAGUGAACAUCCUUUGGUUCUUCAAGCCAGCAUAAACAUUGAAAAGACGGAGGACUUGAUCAAAGCCCUGCAGGACCUGGAAAAUGCAGCAUCAGGAGAUGCCACAGUGCGGCAGAAAAUUGCCUCACUGCCACAGGAAGUUCAAGAUGUGUCACUGCUGGAGAAAAUUACAGACAAAGAGGCAGCAGAACGUCUUUCGAAAACGGUGGAUGAAGCAUGUUUGUUACUAGCAGAGUAUAAUGGGCGGCUGGCAGCAGAGUUGGAAGACCGACGCCAGCUGGCACGCAUGUUGAUUGAGUACACUCAGAACCAGAAGGAUGUAUUGACAGAGAAAGAGAAAAAGUUAGAAUUGUACCUGAGGAGGGACAUGCUUUCUGUAAACCUACCAUCAUACUACAGCAUGGUAAAAAGGAGUAUAAACAGAAGCUUGCUCGGGUAACCCAGGUCCGCAAGGAGCUGAAAUCUCACAUCCAGAGCCUUCCAGAUCUGUCGCUGCUGCCCAACGUUACAGGAGGCCUGGCACCUUUGCCAUCUGCUGGUGAUCUGUUUUCAACUGACUAGGACUAAUGGUGCCUGCAUUUACUAAUUCCCCUUAGUACCAGCAGAAGUAAGAAAACUCUCAUGUUGACUGGAAAUCCAGUCUUCCAAUGAUCUACCAUAGGAAUGAACAUACAGACCCUACUUUCAACCUACCAGCUGCACAUGCGUGCUCUCUGUGUACAGUGUCUCAUGUUGAGGGGAAGAUGGAGAGUGUGUGUGUCCAUGUUCUGAAGGGAGUGGGUAUAGAGUCCAUAUAUAUUUUGAAAAGAAACUUUUCUCACCCUUUCUGUACUCAGAUUAGUUUCCGUUUGCUCUUAGCACUUGUUACUCCCACAGAAGUCAUAAGAAUCAUGUACAUAUACCUUGAAAGUUUUCAAAGAAAUGUUUUGUGUUUUUUCUCUCUAAAAGUGUCUGAUGAUUUCUGAAUCUGUUUUGUGUGUGUGUUGGGUUUCUGACGUUCAAAUCUAUAAGCAGUAGAGUGGCUAAUGUGCUUCAUGGGGGCGUGUGCAUGUGUGUACUGUACCAUCCUGGGAUCCGGGGGCAUGUCUACAGAGCAACAGUACAGGUAACCUGUUGUUAAAUCGAUAGUUGCUGUUACUGUUGUAGGAAUGACCUCAAGGUGGCUCCUAUUUGGUAUGGUGCCUAUGUACGUACACUGAGACUCGCACUAUGGGCAGUAGAAAUGAACAGCUUGUUUUUGUGAAUUAGAGAUAACUUCAUAACUUGCACUGUGCUGAGCAAUGCAGAACUGGUUACUAGGCAUGAGUAGAAGUGAAUUUUAUUCCAACUCCCUUGUAUUAUAUUUAUACCACAUUUUCCCUCUGUAUUAUAUAAAUGUAAAUGCCACAGAAGUUUUAACUAGCCAAGAGGUUGGAGUGGUGGAAUAAAACUAGUGAUAUCUCAAAUAGGUACUGUAACUUUCUUUGUGAACUUGAGAAUGGCUAUAUUGAAAAUCUUGUUCUAUGAAUUUUGUCUCCUUAGGUUAAAUAAGUGAAUUUAUUUGAUGGACUGAAGUUAAAUGUGGUAUAAAUAUUUUAUUUAUAUAGCGUAUCAACAUAUACAGACCUGUAUGUAUAUGUAUAUACACACAUCCUGUAUACCAUACAUCAAUAUACAUGAGCAUGUAUAUAUUGGGAGGAUGUAUGUAUUUUCGUAUCACACAUUAAUGUGAGUUGAUUUUUUUUUCCCCAGUAAAAAUUGAAAAACAAAUUAAAAAAAAACCUAAUUCUAAUUCCAUGAUCAUGCGAGCUAAUGGUAUAACUACCAUGGAUGUAGUUAGGUUUAAAUUUUUGUGUAUUAGUUUUAG
Messenger RNA from Chrysemys picta bellii (western painted turtle), 2620 nucleotides. RefSeq names its product regulation of nuclear pre-mRNA domain containing 1B (gene RPRD1B). Gene Ontology annotation, molecular function: RNA polymerase II C-terminal domain binding. The record is from RefSeq and is a predicted model, not a curated record. Gene Ontology annotation, biological process: mRNA 3'-end processing. Lineage: Eukaryota; Metazoa; Chordata; Testudines; Emydidae.